Messenger RNA from Cyprinodon tularosa, 1332 nucleotides. RefSeq names its product transcription factor Spi-B. Gene Ontology annotation, molecular function: DNA-binding transcription factor activity, RNA polymerase II-specific; sequence-specific DNA binding. Lineage: Eukaryota; Metazoa; Chordata; Actinopteri; Cyprinodontiformes; Cyprinodontidae. Gene Ontology annotation, cellular component: nucleus. The record is from RefSeq and is a predicted model, not a curated record. Gene Ontology annotation, biological process: regulation of transcription by RNA polymerase II; cell differentiation. Bases 98 to 889 code for a protein of 263 amino acids. The transcript has 6 exons.
GGUAAACACUCUGAUUCUCAUGUCGCAGCUCUUCACUGCCUGAGGAUAUCAUUUUAUAGCACCAGAAGCAAGACUUAACUAAGAUUGUCUUUAAAGGAUGUUGACAGAGUUUGAGACGAUGCCUUACGUGACUGAGGUGAAGCUGGGUGGUUGCCGAGGUUCUUGGAGUGGGGCGACCCCCUCGUCCUAUGCAGAGGUGGACCUGGAGGUCAUCGAGGAGUACCUGCAGGAGCAUUCGCUCGAGGUCCAGCCUGCCCACACACCAGCAACAUCCACUACAGCUAACAUGGGCCACCAGACGCACGCUAACUCCCACCGGGACGCCAGGAUCAUAGAGAACAGUUGGGCAGGUCAGCAUCCAUACCAGUGGCGUUAUGAAGACCAAACACCACAUCCAGUCUGGCCAAGUCCACCAAACAAUCAAUGGGAACACAUAACAUACUCCUACGAAGCUCCUGUAUACAUUGAUUCAGAUUCGCAAUCUAGCAGUUCCCAGUAUCAGGAUUACCAAGAUUCACCAUCACCACCCUCCGACAGAGGGGAGAGAAAGGACAGAAGAUUGCCUUUGGCACCAUUAUCAGGAAAGAGGAAGGAGCGCCUGUUCCAGUUCCUGUUUGAGAUGCUUGAGACACCAUCUAUGAGGAGCUGCAUCUGGUGGGUCCAAUCCUCCUCUGGAACCUUUCAGUUCUCCUCUCAGAACAAGGAGAGCCUUGCACAGUUAUGGGGUCGCAGGAAGGGGAACCGCAAGACUAUGACCUACCAGAAGAUGGCACGGGCACUGAGGAACUACUCACGGACAGGCGAGAUUCACAAGGUGAAGAGGAAGCUUACCUACCGCUUUGAUGAGAAGACGCUGAGAGGCUUACAAGGAGAUUCCAAAUUAGAGUAGUGUGACGAAGAGCGAACUUCAGAAAGUCAAGGGACUGACCUGACAUUUGAUUUGCGUAGAUUCUUACUUAAAGGUAUUUUAAAUGACAAAUGAAUACUAAGUAUUCAAAAGGCCAGAGCAUGAACUACUGCCGGUUGGAGCUUUUUGCAGAUACAGCAGUGGAGUUUGAAAGAAGGCUGAACAAGAAAUGAUGAAAGUCAAUUUCAGGCUGUGUAUGAGAGGUCAGCUGGCAAUCACCAAGUAAAUCUAUAAGAUUAUGAGAUAUUAUCUACUUUAUAAGUAGAAUUCAAUUCCGUCUGUUUAUAAAAGUUGUUUUUCUUUGUUUGUUUUUUUUUGUGAUUCUGUGUUAUAUUCAGAUUUUCAAAAGCACAUGAUAAUUAGUCUGUGUACGCAUGAUCUGUUUGUCUCAAAAUAUCUUGUUUAACAGAAAAUAAAUCUAAAAA